Messenger RNA from Oryzias latipes (Japanese medaka), 336 nucleotides. It is a transcript of the gene mrpl36, whose product is annotated as mitochondrial ribosomal protein L36. Gene Ontology annotation, molecular function: structural constituent of ribosome. Lineage: Eukaryota; Metazoa; Chordata; Actinopteri; Beloniformes; Adrianichthyidae. The record is from RefSeq and is a predicted model, not a curated record. Gene Ontology annotation, cellular component: ribosome; mitochondrial large ribosomal subunit. Gene Ontology annotation, biological process: translation.
AUGGCCCCCCUCGUGCUGAAACACCUGGCUUCUGCCCUGGCUCGCCAAAUGAGUGUUUUCAGGGGCUCCUCGCUAGCUGCUCUCAGAUGCUUCAGCAGACCCCCGACUCUCCCCCCUCUGCUGCUGCCAGCAUCCAGCUCCUGCGGCCCCCUGGCUCAGGUUGCCACCUCUCUGCUGGGGCGGUGUCAGCAUCAUCCUUGCAUCCAGCCGACAGCAGGGAUGAAAACCAAGUCCGCCCUGAAGCGACGCUGCAAAGACUGUUUCUUCGUUCGGAGGAGGGGGCACCUGUUUGUGUUCUGCAAGACCAACCCCAGACACAAGCAGAGGCAGGGAUGA